AUGUCGGAGGGGCCAGACAAAACGGGCGACCUGGCCAAAAAAGUUGAUGUCGAUGGGCCAAAGAAGCCAGCUAAGAAAAGCUGGUCCAAUCCCGCCUUGAGGGCAAUGGGUAUUCCCAAAAUAUCUCUUCCAUCACGGAACUGGAUGAUCUUUUGGGGUGUCUUGGCCGGUCUAGCAGGAGGAAUAGUCUAUGACAAGUAUGAGCAAAAGCAAAUUCGUAAAAAGUAUAUGAAGCAGGUUGAACAGUUGGGCGAGGAGAUUUAUGACACAAAUAGGAUCCCCAGAAGGCUCACGAUAUUCAUCGCACCUCCACCUAACGACUUCCUUGAUGAGUCGUUGAAGCACUUCAGAAGGUACAUCAAGCCUAUUCUCAAUGCUGCAGCCAUAGACUUCACUGUUUUCACGGAGACCAGACAGGGUGACAUUCGCUCAGAGGUUGCAGAGAAGAUAAGACAAUUGAGAAGAGAGCGCCUUGAGCAAGAAGCUAAAGAGGAAGAGAGAUUGAGACAGGAGGCUUACAACAAAUCAUGGACUAAAUUCUUCAAGGAGAGUGUUCCUAAUGCGGUGAAGAGUCUUCGUAAGAAGAAAGAAGAAGAGCCAGAAAGGCUUGUGGACCGUCACGACUUAUAUUCUCCCAAGGAUGUUUUAGGACUAUAUAAAGUGAUCAAGCCGAUUUCACCGGAAAGGGACGAUUCAAAAGAACUAGAUCUUUCAGGCGGUGUUCUUUGUAUAGGAAGAGGCACUUACAAGGAGUACUUGACUGGCGUCCAUGAGGGUCUCCUUGGACCACUCGAGGCACCACCUCCACCACCCCCAGAGCCCAAGCAACUUGAUGAGGUGAUUGAGGAUGGAGACAAGAGUGAAAAGACGGAGAAAAAGGAGGAAGAGAUUGACGACUUUGGGCAGAAGGAUGGCGUGGACAAAGACAAGUUACCUCCGGUGCCUAAACCGUACAUUGCUCCUGUUGACUACGCAAAGGCGCCAUUGGCUCCAGAGUUGAACAUGAAGGGCAUUGUUCUCAAUGAUAGCAAUGUUCCAGUGCUAUUUGAGCAACCAUUAGCAGUGUUUAUUGUGCCGAAGCUUUCGGGAGUGACGAACAUACCGUGGAAGAUUUAUAGAUUUUACACCAGAAGAAACCUCGCGGAGAAGGUUUCGCAAGAGACUCUUCGUGUUGUGGAUGGUCAAAGCCGACCAUUCCAGUACAAGGACAAAUACUUGGGCGGCGAAGAGGAGAUGGACUGGCCCAAGAAGUGGAUAGAGAGAGGCAAGAAGAAGAAUAGCGAGUGGGUUCAGGAGCUAGAGGUGGACGAGAGGGUAAUCCAGCGGAUGAAAGUGUUCGACAAGAAAGACGAGUAA
Molecule: messenger RNA, 1356 nt
Organism: Candidozyma auris
Lineage: Eukaryota; Fungi; Ascomycota; Pichiomycetes; Serinales; Metschnikowiaceae
Gene: TIM54
Product: Tim54p
Exons: 1
Coding region: 1-1356 (451 amino acids)
Biological process (GO): sphingosine biosynthetic process
Cellular component (GO): intracellular membrane-bounded organelle; membrane; cytoplasm
Source: RefSeq, a predicted model, not a curated record